AUGUCAAUCAAGAGUUUUCUAGGAAGCACACUCAAUCUGUGCGAAAGCGGGGAUACUUCAUCUCAAUCGCAGCAGACUGAACAAGAGAUAUCUGGGUGGCAGCCUUCCUACCUUCGCCGACGAGUGUUGAUCGUAUUCGAAAUUAUAUUCUGCGGAGUCAUAGCUGCUCUCGAAGCACUCAACUAUGUCCCCCAUAUUGAUGAUGGAAUUUCGGCUUCGAUCAAAGGCCGCCACUACCUAGGACUUGCGGACCCACUGCCAUCUUCACUGUUAUCGCGACCUUUUGGUCGCGAGUGGAACUUCAAGUCAAGCAAAGAGCACCAUGGAAGUCGAUGGCGGAGAAGCCCGUGGAGGCCAGGGAAUCCGUGCUCUUGGACUAUGUAUCCGAGAUACAGCUGGCAUCAAUGA
Messenger RNA from Penicillium expansum, 408 nucleotides. RefSeq lists its product as uncharacterized. The transcript has a single exon. Lineage: Eukaryota; Fungi; Ascomycota; Eurotiomycetes; Eurotiales; Aspergillaceae. The coding region runs from base 1 to 408 and encodes 135 amino acids. The record is from RefSeq and is a predicted model, not a curated record.